AUGCGAGCCCUGACAACGCUGAGCGCAAAGGCGCGUAUCGUCCUCCUGGGUUCGAAAUUCGUCGGCAAGACCACGAUCGCCGAAUGGUUUGUGCAGAAACGGAAAGUGACUGAGCUGCACUCAAUGAAAAGUCAGCAACACGUCCUUAUGUCGCAGGACUUCACAGUUGAUCUGAUCGACACCGACGAGACGGCGCUUCCGGCGCUCAUUAAGAUGAACAUCCGGCGCGCCGACGCGUUCGUCCUCGUCUACGCCGUCGACGACUUCUACUCGUUCGAAUAUAUCCGCUGUAUGCGCGACGCCAUAGUGAAAAUGCGAACCGCCGAUGUUCCGAUAGUCGUCGUCGGUAAUAAGAUAGACAUCACGGAGCGAGAGGUACACCCGGUUGUCGCUGACUGCUUGGUCACCGUAGAGUGGGAGCAUCCGCACGUGGAGGUUUCAGCGCAGAACGGCGACGAAGAACUGACGGCCAUUUUCGAAGAGCUGUUUCUACACCCGGCGCUCAACAACGAGACCCUCAUGACGGGAGUUUUCGGAUCUUCGAAAACGACGAAGUCUAGGCGGAAGACGCGAAGUUCGUUGCCGAAGAGAGACCUCUAUAACUCCAUGCGACUGCGAGCUCUGACAACGCUGAGCACAAAGGCGCGUAUCGUUCUCCUGGGUUCGAAAUUCGUCGGCAAGACCACGAUCGCCGAAUGGUUUGUGCAGAAACGGAAAGGAAACGGAAAGUGA
Dreissena polymorpha is the source of this 732-nucleotide messenger RNA. RefSeq names its product ras-related protein Rap-2b-like. Gene Ontology annotation, molecular function: GTPase activity; GTP binding. The transcript has 2 exons. Bases 1 to 732 code for a protein of 243 amino acids. Lineage: Eukaryota; Metazoa; Mollusca; Bivalvia; Myida; Dreissenidae. The record is from RefSeq and is a predicted model, not a curated record.